GCAAUGCCAGAACAUAUGUGACCUUAGAUACAACAGAAAUUGAUGUACAAGAUGUAAGAUCUUACAAUAAGGCUAGAUGCCGGAACGGGAUAUUAAUACUCCUGAUGGUGGAAUCAAUUCGACCCAAAGUUCAUAAUCACCAGCAUAUAUAUUGUGCUGUUCCUAGGGCAUGUUCUUCGUGCCAUCAUCUCUGGUACGUACUGAAUUUCUACGGUUUCGGUUCCCGCGGUUUCCAUCGAUCUAUCACGCGUAUUUCAUCUUCCGGGGCCCAAAUGUUGGUUGCAGCCUAUAAUCUGUCUUGGGUAUUUAUUGGUUCACCAGGUGGUUGAUAAGGAUAAGCCUCCCGUCAUCAAGCCAUAAAUACUCCUCUACAAACACAUUCAGAAAUCACCACUUUCAUUUGAGACAUCGCAAUAGAAGUACCAAAUCUGAGAAGCCUCGUGGUAUCGUACUUCGUACAAAAUGUCCGGAUCGAAUCGACAUUUGGACUGGAAAGAUAUCUUCCUAUGCUACCCCAUUUUCGAUAACAUUUGUGCCCAUCUCGAUCCCAAUGACAUCUUGUUUUUCCGAUUGACCACCAAGCAACUUUCCUCGUCGUUUAACUCGCUCUUCAAGACCCAGUGGAAUAUCAAUCGCCAACUCACCCGCUUUGUUAAAGACCCUGUCGGCUUUCGGUCAAAGUUGGCUAAACACGAUGCUCUCAUAUCUGGAAGCUUCGCUCUACAAUUCUUUGAGAGGAGAUUCUGGCUUGACUCUGGCCUGGAUAUUUAUGUACAAGAUGCGAACAACUUCAGGACUCCUGAGAAAAUAGGCAAAUACUUGGUCAAGCAUGAAAGCUACAGACUACAAGGGUCGAAAACGGAAGCAAAUGGUGGCUUGAUCAACAAUGUGGGCCAAUUAAAGUAUAUUUCACAGGUUGAAUCAUACCUUAGGACAAGCUCGACCAAGGAGAAGCCAAUUCAGAUCCAAAUAAUCUACACAACCAACAUUCCUUUCCAAGCAAUCAUCCAGGGCUUUCAUACAUCACUUCUCAUGAACGUCAUCUCGUGGAAUUUCGCGUAUUCACUUUUCCCUGAUAUGAAUUUCAUCAAGAGAACAGCUUACGAAAUAAAUGGAGGCGGCAAUGGCUAUCUCCAAGUUAACGCCGAUCACGAAGAUUCUGAAGCAAAAUACAGACGAAGAGGAUGGGAAUGGGAGAAAGCGGCAGCCAUUGGCGAUUCAAAGAAUUUACACUCCCUAAACUUGGCCAGCCGCAGAAAAAUUGACGAUUCGUAUACAUGGACCAUCAAACUUGAUACCAACGAUGUAAAUGGUGGCCAACCUUCAUAUCUUUUACAAAGUUCUUACUUCAAAGUCGCACAAAUUGGUCCACCCAACAAGCAGUAUUUCGUGGAUAUGAAUAUUGUUCGCAGCUGCAUCCUUCGUUACGAAUAUACAACAACGACGAAGUUUUACGAUCAUUUCUCCUUCUGGGCGUUGGUAAAACAGAAGCUGGAUGACUUGACUCACACUCAACUCUUAAAAUUUCCCGAGAAUGAACGGCCGAUUCCUCUUCAAACACGCGGUCCUAGUGGCUACAAGAUAGAACAUUACUCACGUACCAUCAAGAGGCAUGUGCAAGAACCAAAGGGAUGGAUCUUCUAUGACGAUCAGAUCCCAAUAUGGCAUGAAGAGUAUCUCAAAGACGAAGAAGCUAGAUUGAGAGCUAAACAGGAAAUGGAACAAGCCGAAUCAGAGCUACAUAUCAUAAAUUGAGUAGAGGAGUUUAUUGCCGAACAAGAGAAGUAUGAGAUGGAACAAACCGACUUGGAGCUAUCCCUGAACGGCGAAGCAGAGAUAUUGGCUGCAGAUGUGGAGAAACUCUAAUUUGAUUAGCUGGCCUGAAGGUCUUGGGUCGAGAUUACGACAUCGAGAGGAGAAUAUCGAACACCACAUUUCCAAGCUUACAUUUGACAUCGAUCGACUUUUUUUGGUCAUGAAAAUAGGCGGGAAUUUCCUUAAAUCAUGCUAGUAUCAAUUGCCCUUGGCCAGAGACUUGAUAAGUUUAAGCUGGCUUGGCUUUGAAAGAGUUCUAGAGAUCUACAAGUUGCACAUCAACCAUUCAUUCAUACAUGACACUUGGUGCAAUUUAUUGAGCUAGAGAAAUAACGUUUUAUGCAGUUAUUGACUAUUCAUUUGCCAUCAGAAGUAUAAAAUUCGGUAAUAACCUGAAAUGACCUCAUUUCAAUUCAAGUAUUGAUAUCUGAACUAAUCUAUUAAACUCGGUGGGU
Molecule: messenger RNA, 2270 nt
Organism: Botrytis sinoallii
Lineage: Eukaryota; Fungi; Ascomycota; Leotiomycetes; Helotiales; Sclerotiniaceae
Exons: 2
Coding region: 463-1755 (430 amino acids)
Source: RefSeq, a predicted model, not a curated record